This is a messenger RNA of Vitrella brassicaformis, 2306 nucleotides long. The record is from the annotation of a GenBank genome assembly. Lineage: Eukaryota; Vitrellaceae.
AUAAUGGAAGGCCCGCCCAGCCAUUUUUCUUCGGUGUCGGGUACGAUGGACAUGCGCCAGCGUCUGCAGCAGUGGAAACAGGGCAAGGAAGGGUAAGAACGCCCAUCCGAACACAGAUCUCCCACCUCUGCCGCAUUCCAACCUCUGAUCUUACCUCCCAUGUGUGUAUGACGCAGGGAUCGCAGCCACACAGGUGCGCAGCGGCGAGAUCCGAGUGCAGGGCCAGCGCGGCUGAGGAGCGGAGUCGCGCCUCUUCGCCAGAAUGGUGGUGGUGUAGGGGGGCUGCGGACGAGUGGCAGUGCGGGCAAUCUAAGAGCCAUGGUGGGCAAGGACGCCAAGCGAGAUCAUGACAAUCGGACGCCCGGACGGGUGAGCUCAAGGCGCGACAUCUUUGCCAUGUUUGCAAUGAUGUUUUCUUGCUUCUUCUUUGCAGAUGUACCGUCCUGGUCUUCCCGAGCCGCCGUCCAAGACCCCCAAGGGGCUCAACCAGCUGCCCAUCCAGCGGCCUCUCAAGCCUGUAGCGCAGAUCGCGGGCAGCGGGGAGGGGCGGGUGGCCGAUGGAGGGAUGCAAGGAGGGACCGACGAGGGCAAUAGCAAACGGUGAGGAGAUCCGUCUAGAGAGAAAGAAGGACACAGUUGAUGGCUCACGGCUUGUGUGUGUGUGUGUGUGUGUUCAGUGUGUCGGCUGUGGCGUCGACGGCACGAGAGAUGGUGUUGAUAGACUUCUCCGAGAGUGAGCUGGAGUCGCUGCUGCAGCGGGUGGUGGAGGAAACGCUCGAGCGCAAGCUCAAGCCGGUGUACGACCUGCUGGCCGCCGUAGAGACCACCAUUCAGCAGCAGCAGGGGCAGCAGCAGGGGCAGCAGCAGGGGCAGCGGGGGGCGGAGGGGACACUGGCUAGUGGGGCGGCGGGCGUAGACAUAGCUAAGGAGAAGGAGGGUGGCAUAGAGAAAGAGGGGAACAGGGGGCCGAGGAUGAGCAUCGCCUCAACCAAGUCAGCACAUGACACCCCCAUCGACAGACAAUGUUCAUAUAAAACACAUCCAUUGUCCAUUUCCUCUCUCUGUUUCCCUCACUCGUUCAGGCCAGAGCCGUCCGUCAAGAGUAGCCAUACCGACACAGCCCCCAUCGCCACACAGACCACACUCAAGACCUCCCCUCCCCCUCCCCCUCCCCCACCCCCGCCCCAGCAGACCACAGAGAACAACACCAGCCUCCCGCCGCUCUGCCCCACAUCGACCGUCGACACGACAGUGGGUGUUGCUGCUGCUGACGGUGUUGGUUUUGGUUUUGGUGUUGGUGUUGGUGUUGGUAGUCGUCGGUCGCACAAUCCGCUGGCGUGGCUGGACGAGGAGGAGCUCGAGGGCACACCCCACCAGAUGAGGCUGGCCAAGCUCAUACAGGAGCAGGAGGACAGCGAGGAGGGAAAACUGGCGGACAAACAGGAUAGGUAUGUCGGCCGGUGGGGUGGGUAUGGGCCACUGUGGGGUGUGUGAUCUGUAUUUCUGUGUGUGUUCUGUCCUGCGUGUGUGUAUGCAGUGGUAUGUCUAAUACUGGUGGGGACGCCAUCGUCGUGUCCGAUACUACACCCGAAAGCCGCGUGUACACUGGCAGGUAUGUGUCCAUACACACAAGUGGCCAUUUGAGACAUGUCGAGAGUUCUGUACGCAGUCGCAUCAACGAGGUGGAUUCUGCUAAGUUGGCGGCGCUGCGUCGCGACGGCCCGCUAUCGGGCGGCCAUGGGGCGACGGUCACGGGGGAGGAGCUGGGGGUGGGGUUCUCGCCCCUCAGUGAGCGAGUGACGCCCCUCGGCCGCCACCCCGCCUCUGCAUCCAACAAGACAGGCAGCAAACCACACGAGCCCACGGUACGGUCGGCGUAUACGAGACACCCACUACACUGUCCUUCUGUGCAUCUGUGUCUCUGUGUGUGGUUUGUUUGUGUUGCAGAGCGAGCUUCUGAGCCGUGUGCAUGACCUGUUGCGGGACCGCAGACGCAGCCGUGAGGGCGGCCAGGGCAGCGACGCCCACUCGUCACCCCGCCCCAGCGACAGGGCCAACAACUGACCUACCCACAGCCACACAGACAGACAGACAGACAGACCGAUGGAUCGAUAAAUAGAUGGCCCAUGCAGGCAGACAGACAACAAUGGGAAGCGAUUGUAGCCGCACGUAGCUAUGGAGAGGUGUGGAGAGUUGGCUGACUGUGUGUCUGCUGCCUGCAACAUGCGAUGGGCUGCCUGUGUGUGAUAUGGCUGGACUCAUGCAGACAGCUGGUGUGCUGUGGUCAUUGAAAUAUUGAAAUGCUG